Molecule: messenger RNA, 2618 nt
Organism: Gastrolobium bilobum
Lineage: Eukaryota; Viridiplantae; Streptophyta; Magnoliopsida; Fabales; Fabaceae
Product: G-type lectin S-receptor-like serine/threonine-protein kinase LECRK2
Exons: 1
Coding region: 19-2418 (799 amino acids)
Biological process (GO): recognition of pollen; protein phosphorylation
Molecular function (GO): ATP binding; protein serine/threonine kinase activity
Source: RefSeq, a predicted model, not a curated record
GUGUAAUUUGCAAAUCCCAUGGCUUCCACACCUGUUAUGUUCUUACUGUUCUUGAUGCUAUUUGCAAAAGAAGCCACAGCUGAAAAAAUCAUUCAGUUGGGGUCUUCGCUCUCUCCUAAAGGCAAUCAUAGUUCAUGGGCAUCAAGUUCUGGCCAUUUUGCUUUUGGGUUUUACCAACAAGGUAAUAGUGGCUUUGGUGUUGGAAUAUGGCUGGUCACUCCACCUGAAAACACAAUUGUGUGGACUGCUAACCGUGAUAGUUCUCCAGUCUCCUCUAAUUCCUCAUUGGAUUUGACCAAGGAUGGCCGGUUGCUUCUUCGAAAUGGGAAGGAAGACCAUGAUCUCAUUUCAACUGCAAUUUCAGAUUAUUCAAGGUCGCUUCCAUAUGUUUCAAAGCCAAUAGCUUCGGCAUCCAUGAAUGAUUCUGGAAACUUUGUGCUCUAUGAUGAGAAAUCUGUUGUUAUCUGGCAAAGCUUUGAUGAUCCAACCGACACCAUAUUAGGAGGUCAGUAUUUAACUUCAGGUGACAGCCUGGUCUCAAGUAUGUCCAAAUUAGACCAUUCGAGGGGAAGUUUCUAUCUCAGCAUGCAAUAUGAUGGAAAUCUCGUUGCUUAUCCUGCGAGCAGAAUACAAGAUCCACAGGAUACUUAUUGGGCUUCACAGACUCAAUUUGAGGGAAGCCAUCUCAGUCUUAACGAUGAAGGCUCUCUUUGCGUAACUGGUUAUGUCAGAGACCUUCUCUGUCUUACUGAUAGCAUCCCUAGAAACAAGUCGCAGAACUCAACUUCAAUCUACCGCACAACAUUAGAUGUAGAUGGGAACUUGAGAUUGUAUGAGCACCAAUUUGAGGGCAAUACUAGCUCAACUGUGAAAAUGCUGUGGCAAGCCUUGCCUGAUCAAUGUCAAAUCCCGGGGUUUUGUGGUUUGAACAGUUAUUGCUCCAACAUGAGCGGCAAUGCUGUGUGUGAGUGUUGUCCUGGUUUCGUCCCCUCCAAACGCAGUGGUAACGUGUCUCUGGAUUGCGUGCAGAACCAUAGCAAAGAUGAUUGUGAAAGUGUUGAAGACCCAACGAUGUUGUACAAUGUUACUCAAUUGGACAAUAUGUAUUGGGGUGAUACUCCGUAUUCAGUUAUAACUGUGAAGAUGGAAACUUGCAAGAAGUCUUGCCAGCAAGAUUGUAAUUGCGGGGCAGUAUUAUAUUCGAACGGAAACUGCAAAAAAUAUAGGCUUCCACUUGUAUAUACCAGAAGGAUUCAAAAUUCAUCAACCGUGGGCGUGGCCCUCCUAAAGAUGCUUUCGGGUUUUUCUCCAAUUCAGCCAAGUCCAACUAAGGCUAAGCCUAAGCCUAAGAUUGUUAUUGUUGUUGAUGAUAACAAGACAAGUCUGAUAAUGAUUCUAGCCUUUACUUUGGGUUCCAUUUCGUUGUUUUGUUUGGGGUUUGCGGUGUCCAUUUUCUUCACUUAUAGACGUAAAGUUUAUAUGUAUAAAACGUUGUCUGCAAGUGAAAAUCUGGGAUUUACUGAAGAUUGUUCGUUGCGUUUGUUUUCUUUUGAUGAACUUGUCAAAUCAACUGGAGGAUUCACGGAAGAGGUGGGUAGAGGAUCAUUUGGAGCUGUUUAUAAAGGUACAAUAGGUGACAGUAACAGAAGUAUUGCUGUCAAGAGAUUGGAGAAGAUUGUUGACGAAGGGGAGAGGGAAUUCCGAGCUGAAAUUACUGCCAUUGCUCGAACACAUCAUAGGAAUUUGGUUAAGCUUAUUGGUUUUUGUAUUGAUGGAUCUAGGAAGCUUCUUGUUUAUGAAUAUGUUAGUAACGGGUCUCUUGCAAAGCUUCUCUUUAACGGUGAGAAGCACCUAUCCUGGGGAGAGAAAUUGAAAAUUGCAAUGGAUGUGGCUAGAGGGGUCCUGUAUCUACAUGAAGAGUGUGAAGUCCGCAUUAUUCAUUGCAAUAUAAAGCCUCGAAAUAUACUUAUGGAUGAAGCGUGGACUGCAAAGAUCUCUGAUUUUGGAUUAGCAAGGCUAAAGCAGGACAAUUCAGCAGGGGAUGAGACAAGCCGAUACCUGGCACCUGAAUGGCAGAAGGAUGCAUCGGUAUCGGUAAAAACUGACAUUUACAGUUUUGGUGUGGUAUUAUUGGAGAUUGUGUGCCGCAGAAGCAGUAUAGAUAUGAAUGUUUCCUCACCUGAGAAGAUACUUCUUUCCAGCUGGGUAUAUCAAUGCUUUGCAGCAGGGCAGUUGAAUCGGCUUGUUACAGAUGAAGAUGAUGUAGAUUGGAAGAUGUUGGAAAGAAUGGUGAAGGUGGGGUUGUGGUGUGUGCAAGACCAUCCAUCUCUUCGUCCCUCAAUGAAGAAUGUCAUCUUGAUGUUGGAAGGAUUGAAAGAUAUUCCAAUUCCUCCCUCUGCAGCCCUCUUGGUUAAAUAAUCCAGGGACAUUUUAUUGCUUGUAUAAUUUGUCUUUUUACACGUAUAUUUAGUACGUGCACUACUGUAGUUUCAUUUUUAUCUUUUAUCUUUUAUCUUGAAUUGUUGUUCAGGUUGUGUUCUUGUGAUGAAUUACAUCAGAAGUUAGCUUCCCUAAUUGCCAUCCGUGGUAGUUCAUGCAAUAAAAGACUUUUAUUUUCA